Messenger RNA from Momordica charantia (bitter melon), 1567 nucleotides. NCBI's taxonomy places the organism in Eukaryota, Viridiplantae, Streptophyta, Magnoliopsida, Cucurbitales, Cucurbitaceae. The record is from RefSeq and is a predicted model, not a curated record.
GCUUCACAUAAUUAUGAUUUGAGCGUUUGCCUGUUCGCCAACUGCCCUCUCUCUCUCUCUCUCUCUCUCUCUCUCGCGCGCGCGCCCCGAUCUCGAUCUUCUUCUGGCGGAGUAGAGGAUGCAGAUGAUGCUCUCCAAGGCCUCCUCGGCCAUGGCCUCGAUUCCUUGCACUAGGGUGAGAAGCGUAUGUGUUUGGCCAAGCAUGAAGCAACUUUCUUUUAGAAAGGACCUUUUAUAUGGGGUUAUGCGACUCCUAUCUACACCAUUGAAAACAUUGCGUGGAGCUAGUCGUUCGCUUAAGGUUGCUCAAUUUUGCAGUGUCGUCAAUAUGUCCUCCACAUUGCAAAUUGAACUGGUACCUUGUCUUCGUGACAACUAUGCAUACCUCUUACAUGAUGUUGAUACGGGCACAGUUGGUGUUGUUGAUCCUUCUGAAGCUCUACCAGUUAUCGAUGCUUUAAGUAGGAAAAACCGAAAUUUGACAUAUAUACUAAAUACUCAUCAUCAUCAUGAUCACACAGGUGGGAAUGAAGAAUUAAAAGCAAGGUAUGGGGCCAAGGUGAUUGGCUCUGGAAUAGAUAGUGACAGAAUUCCUGGAAUUGACAUAACUUUAAAAGAUGGAGACAAAUGGAUGUUUGCUGGCCAUGAGCUUGUGGAGACUAUAAGGCUUCUCAAAAUGCUUCAGUUGUUUUUGUUUGUUCUACUAUUUGAACACAAACCUGCACUAAAAAACAAAGCAGUAGAUGCAAUGUCUCACUACUUCCUUUUAAGGCUUUUCAACCUGAUUUUUUGUUUCCCAUUUAAACUGAAUUCAGGUCAUAUUAGCUUCUAUUUUCCUGGAUCAGCAGCAAUAUUUACUGGAGAUACUUUAUUCAGCUUAUCGUGUGGCAAGCUUUUUGAGGGCACUCCUGAACAGAUGCUGUCUUCCCUUAAAAAGAUCACUUCUUUGCCAGAUGAUACAAACAUAUUUUGCGGUCAUGAGUAUACUUUGAGUAAUUCUAAGUUUGCUUUGUCCAUUGAACCUAAGAACGAGGCUCUCAAAUCUUAUGCAAGUCAGGUUGCCCAUCUACGGAGCAAGGGCCUGCCAACGAUUCCAGCUACAUUAAAGAUGGAGAAGAUGUGCAAUCCAUUCCUUCGUACUUCAAGUACAGAAAUUCGGCAUUCGUUAAAAGUUCCCAAUACAGCGAAUGAUGCCGAGGUCUUGGGUAUCAUUCGAAAAGCCAAGGAUGAUUUUUAGCAGCUCUGCAAUAAAAGCUCAAGAAAAGAGGGGGGUGGAAGAGUUCAUUUUAGUGUAUAUGAUGAUGAUAGGUUAGCACAUGCCAUAUGUAAAAUAAGUUACCAAGAUCUUUGUAUCGAUGAUUUCUUGUGAGUUCCAUUAUCAGUUCAGUUCUUGAGAUUCAAUUUGCACAUCUCUUGCCACGAGAAAUUGAUUAUUUCUUUUUAUUAAAUGAAGAAAAAAGCAAAAGAUGAAUCAUUUGAUCUUGUUUUGAAGUUUUGUAGAAAGGCUUGGAUACGGAUUUCAUAUAAACUAUGUGGAAAUGAAACACCUGGUCUCGAGGUUUGAUUU